AUAGUUUCGGAUGCCUUACACGACGACUAUUUUAACCAACCUAUUCAAUAUUGCUUCGGGCUUUCUCAAUAUAAUUCACGUUUAACCGUUGGAAGUUUAAUACAUUGAAUAAAAAUGUCCAAAAAAUUAAAACUGAAUCCAGAAAAAAGCGGUAGUGGGAGAUUAUUCCACGAACAGUGGACAGUGGAUUUUGGUGUAAUUCAAAACAAUAAUAAGGUACUAUGUUGCUUGUGUAACGAAACAGUUGUAAGCCGUAGUUUUAAUGUUAAAAGACAUUUCGAGACAGUUCAUAACAAUAUAUUUUCUCUAUCGGCUGAAGAAAAAUUAGAAUUGAUUUCUCAAAAAGUAAAAUUUUUUAGAAGUCAAUCAAACAAAUUUAAAGUGGCGUUCAAACAAAAUAAUAAUUUAUCAGCCGCUAGUUUUUCUGUGUCACAUUGCAUUGCGCAGCAUGGUAAGCCACUUUCUGACGGAGAAUACUUAAAAGAAGUUUUUGUUAAGGCGUCUAACAUUUUGUUUCAUGAUUUUACUAAUAAAAAUGAAAUAAUAAAACGUAUUAACGAUUUGCCUGUUAGUAGAAAUACUGUAAAAGAUCGUAUUAUUUGUAUGAGUAAUGAUAUAACAGAUCAGCUUCAAACAGAUUUGGCUUCAGAAAAUUAUUUUUCAAUCUGUCUUGACGAAAGUACAGAUGUAACUUCACAGGCGCGACUAGCAGUCUUUGUUAGGUUCAGUAGUGUUAAUAUUAUGAGGGAAGAAUUAAUAAAAUUAAUGACGAUUUCUACUAAAACAACUGCUCAAGAUAUUAUGAAUGUAGUACUUAAAGAAUUCGCCAAUUUAAAAAUAAAUAUAAAUAAUAUUGUUUCAAUAACUACGGAUGGUGCCCCUAAUAUGGUUGGCAAACACAAUGGAUUUGUUCAACUUUUUUCGAAAGAAAUUUCUCAUCCGUUAAUCAGUUUUCAUUGUUUAAUACAUCAAGAAGCGUUGUGUGCUAAAGACAGCUUGAAAUCGCUUCAAAAUGUAAUGGAAGUAGUUACAAAAGUUGUCAAUUUCAUUACAUCUCGUGCUUUAAAUAACCGACAAUUUACUAAAUUAUUAGAUGAAGUUGAAUCACAAUACGCUGGCCUUUUAAUGUAUAACAGUGUUCGUUGGUUGAGUCGUGGUCAAGUUCUUCAUCGAUUUGUUGAAUUAUUAGAAGAAAUACGAUUAUUUUUAUUCGAAAAAUCUCAAGACUAUCCAGAACUUAAAGAUUUAACCCUUUCAGGACAGCACCUUAAUAACGUUGAAAAAGUAACAAUUUUUUUGGCAAUUUCAAAAUUUUUCCUAUUUCUAAGAUAG
Myzus persicae (green peach aphid) is the source of this 1332-nucleotide messenger RNA. RefSeq names its product general transcription factor II-I repeat domain-containing protein 2A-like. NCBI's taxonomy places the organism in Eukaryota, Metazoa, Arthropoda, Insecta, Hemiptera, Aphididae. The record is from RefSeq and is a predicted model, not a curated record. Bases 115 to 1332 code for a protein of 405 amino acids. The transcript is spliced from 2 exons.